This is a messenger RNA of Odontomachus brunneus, 1531 nucleotides long. RefSeq names its product transmembrane protein 242. Bases 75 to 530 code for a protein of 151 amino acids. The transcript is spliced from 3 exons. The record is from RefSeq and is a predicted model, not a curated record. NCBI's taxonomy places the organism in Eukaryota, Metazoa, Arthropoda, Insecta, Hymenoptera, Formicidae.
CAUGGAAUAACUCAGAGGUGAAUCUGGGCGCUUUAAAAAUGGCGGAUGCCGCCGUCGGUUAAAUUUCUUCGGACAUGAUGGCGGAAUCAAACGACGCUACGAAAACAUCUAUUACGGAAUCUGCGAAGUAUAAGGAGAGAAUUUAUGCUGUGGCAUUCCUGAGUGCUGUCACUGGCAUUUCUGCCCUUGCUGGUUUUUCCAGAGCAAUAGCAGCUGCCAGAAAACAAGAUCCAAAAUAUUUUGGCAAAGGAAUUUCCAGUGUUCAAGGACUCCAUGAAACUGGAGCCUCACUGGCACUAAGAGCCCUUGCUUGGGGUUCGUUUUAUGCCAUCACAGGAUGUAGCUUACUUUUCUAUGGAAUCUGGAAGAUUUCUGGAGCUACUAAUGCAGAAGAAUUUAGGUUUAAGAUGGGUUCUUUGCUACCAAGUAUACCCAAGAAUAAUCCACCACAAAGCAGGACAGAGUUUGAGGGUUUAAGAGAUCUGUUGACUUAUGUUUCUGAGGAUUGGGGCCAAAGCAAAGAGGAAUAAAAGAAGAAAUUCGAAUGCAUAUAUUUCAUCUUAUCUCUGACUGCUUGUACUGUUGAUAUCUGGUAACGUGUGAAUAACGUGAUUAUUCAAGGAUCGUAUGAUCACACAUGUGAGUCACAUGCAAUUUUAGCAUGCUAAAAAGUACAUUGCAUAAACGUUUAUAAAGUAUAAACGCAAGCAAAAUUAUAACUCGUAUAUUUAACUACAAGUUAAGAUGUUUGUAAAUUAUUGAUUAAAACUUAAGGAAAAUACUUUAUAUUCAUUAUAUAUGUAUAAUUAAUUUUAAGUUGAAUCAAUAAGUCAAAAUUUAAUUUUAAAUUUUUAGUUUGGUCAAUAAAUUAUAUAGAAUUAUAGCAAUGGAGAAAUAUGACAUUUUUUUCUUGCUAGUUCAACAGUUUUAUGAAAAAAAGAGACCAGAAGAAAAAAAGACACAAAAAGAAAGGAAUCCGAUGAAUUCUUAAAGAUAAUAUGACGUUAAUAUCUUAACAUCUCUUUUCCAAAAAGAAUAAACUCGCAAGUUGUCUGAAAAAGAUUAGUCACGUUAAAGAACGUGACAUGUUUAUUUAUGUUAACUGGAAUGUGUAAAGUACAAAGGUAAUCUUGAAAUGACAGAUUACAUAAGCAAUGACGACGUAACGUUAAGUAAUCUGCCAUACGCGGAAAAGUGCAGAACAUAUAGUUACCGAACCAUUCCCCAUACAUGCUUACGAACAAAAAAAUAACAAUUGCUUAAUUUUUCCGGGAGAUCGUAACUCAUCAAAAUUCUGAAUCACGAUUUAGGAACUGGAAUAGCACAAUAUGUACAUAAUAAAUACGCAUUUAUAAGCAGUUUUUUAACAAACAAUAUGUACUUCCGCAAUAAUAUUACGGUUAUAGUUAUAUGUGCGUCCAAUUUAAAAUACAAUGUUAGAAAAAAAUAUCUUACGCAUGAUUUUGGCAAACUUUUUUAAGUUUUUUUUCAAGAUGCCUUGAGCUUUAUAAUUAAAAAAAUUACAAAUUAA